Molecule: messenger RNA, 1043 nt
Organism: Eucalyptus grandis
Lineage: Eukaryota; Viridiplantae; Streptophyta; Magnoliopsida; Myrtales; Myrtaceae
Product: protein PAM68, chloroplastic
Exons: 2
Coding region: 131-787 (218 amino acids)
Source: RefSeq, a predicted model, not a curated record
AGCUUAAGCAGCUGAAAAUCUCAUACCUUAUCUUCUUCACCCUCUCUCUCUCUCUCUCUCUCUGCGCCAUGGAGUAGUCGGCCGAGUGGUGGUGAAUUCUCAGCAGGAGGGAAUCCGAGAAGCACGUCAAAUGGCUUCUACUUCUAUUUGCUGGGCAGCGAAGAUUGAUGGUUGCUGUGAACGGUUCAAUGUGAUUCAGAAACCUUGCUUUCUCCUAGUAACCAGCCACUUGGACAGACGACUAAAGAUGGACAGACAAACAUGCCAAUUCCCAGCUUCCUUAGAAAAGCUGCCAUCAAAAGGAAAUCACUCCCACGCCCUACAAUUACAUGCCACCUUAAGGAGCCCGAAGGGCUUCGGACCCUCUCCGGAGAAAGCCAAAAAGACGAAGAAACCAAAUGGAGAAUACGAUGACAACGAGGACAAUGAAGAUAACGAAGAAGAGGACGCGAGAGACCAAGGCAUAAUACCCGAAGUAGUGACCAACAGGAUGAUGAACCGGAUGGGGUUCUCGGUCGGCGUCCCGCUCUUCAUUGGGCUCUUGUUCUUCCCGUUCUUCUACUACCUCAAGGUGGGGCUCAAGAUUGAUGUACCCACCUGGGUGCCCUUCAUUGUGUCCUUUUUCUUCUUUGGAUCAGCUCUCUUGGGUGUGAGCUAUGGCAUUGUGUCCUCUAGUUGGGACCCUCUCAGGGAAGGCUCUCUCUUGGGCUGGAAUGAGGCCCAGAAGAAUUGGCCUGUGUUUUGGCAGUCUCUUCGGGGAGGAGGUGGUAGGUCCGGGAAAAAGUAGGGGAGUUAGGGGUAGCUUUCUGGAGUCAAGGUCUUUUGCUUUGCUCCUCUUUUUGUGUGUAAUGUAAGUGUCACCGAGUAACUAUCCUGUUCUCAGUCUCUAGUCUCUUUCACAUGUUCUUUUUUUUUUAGGCCCAGUGCUUUCUUCUCUUCGAAAUCUUUUGGUUUCGACUGUGCUUUUUCCACAGAGUUGAUACCGAGAUGGAAACUGAGUAGCAAAUCUAAAGCGAUGCAGUAAUGCUUCAUUUAUGUGAAAA